Dendrobium catenatum is the source of this 4592-nucleotide messenger RNA. Its product is annotated as probable phospholipid-transporting ATPase 4. The record is from RefSeq and is a predicted model, not a curated record. The transcript has 10 exons. Gene Ontology annotation, molecular function: ATPase-coupled intramembrane lipid carrier activity; ATP hydrolysis activity; ATP binding. Gene Ontology annotation, cellular component: plasma membrane. NCBI's taxonomy places the organism in Eukaryota, Viridiplantae, Streptophyta, Magnoliopsida, Asparagales, Orchidaceae. Bases 567 to 4262 code for a protein of 1231 amino acids. Gene Ontology annotation, biological process: phospholipid translocation.
UUGCAGCAGAAAGAAGCCGAGCAGAAGUUUUGGAGUUAGUUGAGCCGCGAAAUCACCCCAUCCCUCUCCGUUCUCGUCGGCAGCGCGUCUCGUAUACAUUACCGGGUCGAAUUCUUCUCUAAGCCUUCUAAUUUCUGCAUCAACCCAAAUCUCCUUCACGUUUCUGCAAAAAUUUCACAUCCAUUUGAGCGAUUUUUUAGCUCCAAUGGAAAGAUAUCGACAUUCUUUAUUCGCACGAGCUGCAUUGUGUUAUUCUUGAAGAUGCUUUGUGUUAUUCUUUACUCUCAAAAGACGGAUCAAUUUUUAUUCUGCCAACAUUUCGCGAAUUGGAAAUUUUGAGCUCCGUUAAUUCCAUUUUUUCUUAUAAGCCUUCUUUUCAGGAACAUUUUGACACAUCUCAACAGAUUCUUCUGCGUGAAGCCCAAGUUUUCAUCUGUAGGGUAGAAAUCGGGUGCUGAUUCCUGGCAUCCUCAUGGUCUUUUCCUCUUAUCUAUAAUUACAUACGUUCGUCCUUUCCUCUCAUCACCUUCGUGCAAGAGGGAAGGCAUUUCAUCGCAGAUAAAAGGAUGACUCGGGCUGAGAAAAUUAGGGAUAAGCUCCGGCGAGAGAAGCUCCGAUGGAGCAAGAUAUAUACUUUCAAUUGUGCCCGAGCGAACCCUGAGCUUAUCGAUUUCGCCAAUCCAUUCAAUGGUCUUCAAGGCCCCGGCUUCUCCCGCAAGGUGCAAUGUAACCAACCGAGCCUCCACCGUCGGAAACCUCUCCAUUAUCCAUCCAAUUACAUUUCCACGACCAAGUACAACAUCAUAACCUUCCUGCCUAAAGCCAUAUUUGAACAGUUCCGGCGUGUCGCCAAUCUCUACUUUCUCCUGGCUGCCGUCCUCUCCCUCACCCCCAUUGCACCGUUCUCGGCUGUGAGCAUGAUUGCUCCCUUGGCGUUUGUAGUUGGGCUGAGCAUGGCUAAGGAGGCCGUCGAGGAUUGGAGGAGAUUUAUGCAGGACAUGAAGGUGAAUAAAAGGAAGGUUAGUAUUCAUAAAGGGGAUGGGAACUUUUAUUACAAGAAGUGGCAUAAAAUCUUUGUUGGUGAUGUAGUGAAGGUUGAGAAAGAUCACUUUUUUCCUGCUGAUUUGCUUCUGCUCUCCUCGAGUUAUGAGGACGGGAUAUGCUAUGUGGAGACUAUGAAUUUGGAUGGGGAGACAAAUUUGAAGGUGAAGAGGGCAUUGGAUGUGACAUUACAUUUUGAUGAGGAUAAAACUUUCAAGGAUUUUUAUGCCACCAUUAGGUGUGAAGACCCCAAUCCUAGUUUAUACACCUUUGUGGGAAAUUUGGAGUAUGAGAAGCAGGUGUGUUCCUUGGAUCCAAACCAAAUUCUUCUUAGGGAUUCAAAGCUUAGGAACACAUCUUACAUCUAUGGAGUGGUUAUUUUCACGGGUCAUGAUAGUAAGGUCAUGCAAAAUUCAACAGAAUCACCAUCAAAGCGGAGCAGCAUUGAGAAGAAGAUGGAUUACAUCAUAUACAUUCUGUUCACCCUGCUUGUUUUGAUUUCAUUGAUCAGCUCAAUUGGCUACGCAGUAUACACUAAGUUUGGAAUGCGGAAUUGGUGGUACCUUCAACCAGAAAAUGCUUCUACUUUGUACAACCCAUUAAUGCCUGCAUUAUCUGGCAUAUUUCAUCUUGUGACUGCUCUCAUCAUGUAUGGAUAUCUCAUUCCAGUUUCUCUCUAUGUUUCUAUAGAGGUUGUGAAGGUCUUACAAGCUAUGUUCAUCAACCAGGAUAUUCAGAUGUAUGAUGAGGAUACUGGAAAGCCAGCUGAAGCCAGAACCUCAAAUUUAAAUGAAGAGCUUGGGCAGGUUGAUACAAUCUUAUCAGAUAAAACAGGCACAUUGACCUGCAACCAGAUGGACUUCCUGAAGUGUUCUAUUGCAGGAGUGUCUUAUGGUGUAGGUUCGAGUGAAGUUGAAAUUGCUGCUGCAAAGCAUAUCGCUUCAGAAUUCUCUGGUUCUCCAGGGCACAAUUGCUUCCCAGCAGAUUAUUGGGAUAACAAUGUGGAUGACUCUUCAGUAAUUCAAUUGGAGGAUGGUAUUACCUGCAAGGUUGUCAAGGAUCCAAAACCUAAGAUUAAAGGAUUCAGCUUUGAGGAUGACCGUCUAAUGCAAGGCAAUUGGGUGAAGGAGCCUAGUCGAGGGACCCUUCAAAUGUUCUUCCGGGUUCUUGCAGUUUGUCACACAGCAAUUCCGGAGCAUGAUGAGGAAAAUGGCACCUUCACAUACGAGGCGGAGUCACCUGAUGAAGGAGCUUUUCUUGUUGCUGCGAGAGAAUUUGGCUUUGAGUUCUUUAAAAGGACUCAGUCAAGUGUUUUCAUCCGAGAAAGCUAUCCAAAUCCAUUGGAAAGGGAAUUUAAGAUUCUGAAUCUACUGGAAUUCAAUAGCAAAAGAAAACGAAUGUCUGUCAUUGUUCGGGAUGAUUCUGGGCAGAUAAUUCUUUUCUGCAAAGGCGCAGACAGCAUCAUUUUUGAUAGACUGUCAAAGAAUGGAAAAAUGUAUGAAGCGGAUACCAUGAAGCAUCUAAAUGAAUUUGGAGAAGCAGGCCUGCGUACCUUAGCUUUGGCAUACAAAGUUUUAGAUGAAUCAGAGUACUCAACAUGGAAUGCAGAAUUUCUCAGAGCAAAGACAGCUAUUGGACUUGAUAGAGAUGCUCAGCUGGAGCAAGUUGCUGAUUUGAUGGAGCGGGAAUUAGUCCUUAUCGGGGCAACUGCUGUUGAGGAUAAGCUACAAAAAGGGGUUCCUCAGUGUAUAGACAAACUAGCACAGGCUGGUUUAAAGAUCUGGCUUCUAACAGGAGACAAAAUGGAAACAGCCGUAAACAUAGGAUUUGCAUGCAGCUUGCUUCGAUUAGGAUUGAAACAGAUCUCCAUAUCAACAAUGAAUACGGAUUUUCUGGACCAAGAUGCAAAGAAGGCUUUUCUUUCAUGCUUGGAACAGAAUAUCAAAGAUAAUAUUUUGCUGCAAAUCACCAAUGCUUCUCGAAUGGUCAAGCUAGAGAAGGAUCCUCAUGCAGCAUUUGCUCUAAUCAUUGAUGGGAAAGCUUUGAGUUAUGCUUUGGAGGAUGAUAUGAAGCACCAUUUUCUUGGUCUAGCUGUUGAUUGUGCUUCUGUCAUAUGCUGUCGGGUUUCCCCAAAGCAGAAAGCACUGGUAACACGUCUUGUGAAAGAAGGAACAGGAAAAACUACUUUAGCUAUAGGAGAUGGUGCAAAUGAUGUUGGUAUGAUACAAGAGGCUGAUAUUGGCGUUGGAAUCAGUGGAGUGGAAGGAAUGCAGGCUGUGAUGGCUAGCGACUUCUCUAUUGCUCAAUUCCGUUGUCUGGAAAGGCUUCUUGUUGUCCACGGUCAUUGGUGCUAUAAAAGGAUUGCACAGAUGGUAUGCUAUUUCUUUUACAAGAAUAUAGCAUUUGGCCUCACUUUGUUUUAUUUUGAGGCAUACACUGGCUUUUCAGGACAAUCAGUUUAUGAGGACUGGUACAUGAUAUUAUUCAAUAUCAUUCUCACAUCAUUACCGGUCAUAUCACUAGGAGUUUUUGAGCAAGAUGUGUCCUCUCAAGUAUGCCUUCAGUUCCCAGCUUUGUACCAGCAAGGACCCAAGAAUUUGUUCUUUGAUUGGUCAAGGAUCAUUGCAUGGACGGCAAAUGGUCUCUACUCAUCCAUUGUAGUAUUUUUCAUCAACAUCAGCAUCUUCUACGAUCAAGCGUUCCAGUCUGAAGGGCAAACUGCCGACAUGGCUGCCAUGGGAACCACCAUGUUCACUUGCAUUAUCUGGGCAGUAAACUUGCAGAUUGCCCUCACUAUGAGCCACUUCACCUGGAUUCAGCAUCUCUUUGUGUGGGGAAGCGUGAGCACGUGGUACCUAUUCCUGUUUGGCUAUGGAUUCAUGUCACCAGUCAUCUCUGGGAACGCCUUUCACAUAUUAAUUGAGUCCCUUGGCCCAGCUCCAAUAUACUGGAUCACAACCUUCCUUGUGGCAGCAGCUUGCAACCUUCCUUACUUUGCUCACCUCUCCUACCAAAGAUUGUUCUAUCCACUAGAUCACCAUGUGAUUCAGGAGAUUAAGUACUUCAAGAAGGAUCUUACGGAUGAGCAAAUGUGGACAAGAGAGCGAUCCAAAGCGAGGCAGGAAACCAAGAUUGGUUUCACUGCAAGAGUGGAUGCCAAAAUCAGGCAGCUCAAGGGGAAGCUCCAGAAGAAAGUAUCAUCAUUGGGAGUGAUUCCUUGAACUGCAGAGUUGAUCAAUUCUUGUGCGUUUUUAAGGAAGAAAAGUUAAUGGUGUUAUUUUUUUCAUAUCAUCUUUAUGUAUAAAACAUAGGUUAUAAUUAAUUGCUUAAAACCAAGCAAUGAGUAUUCUAGUGAUUUUCAUGUUGAGGUUAUGCUUAUGUGUCCCCAUGUGGAGCCUGAGAAGUUUUUGUUGUAUAAACAUGCUGAGCCAAGUGCCUAAUAUAUGGGAACGGAUACAUGCUUGUACAACCACAGCCGCUUCAAUUUUCGGUACUUUUAUCAUUUCUCACGCAUUAAAGUUAUGCUUAAGGCCUUCUUGUACUUUUAUGAU